This is a messenger RNA of Cyprinodon variegatus (sheepshead minnow), 2272 nucleotides long. It is a transcript of the gene slc67a1, whose product is annotated as solute carrier family 22 member 18. Lineage: Eukaryota; Metazoa; Chordata; Actinopteri; Cyprinodontiformes; Cyprinodontidae. Gene Ontology annotation, biological process: transmembrane transport. The record is from RefSeq and is a predicted model, not a curated record. The transcript has 10 exons. Gene Ontology annotation, molecular function: transmembrane transporter activity. The coding region runs from base 266 to 1528 and encodes 420 amino acids.
GGUUUCUCCACGUUAUUGACUAACACUAAAGUGUAUGCCCACUGCAGCUCGGUAACGCCUCUCGGUCGGUUUCAAAGUGCAACCCCCCGGAAGAUUAGAAAAGCUAUUUUAUGUUAAAGUUCGUCAGGUGAAAGGAGAAUAUUACUGACGAGCAGCCUUCAUGAGCUGCUCAUUUUUGUAGCUCUUACAGUUUUUAAAAUACUUUAUUUUGUAAGGAGAUCGUCUGAAGUUCUAGCUGAGGUGUUUGAAUUCAUAUUUCCUCAAAAUGAAACGAGAAGGUGGAACCAGCGCUGCUCCGGCUUCCUCCACAACCAAGACCAAAGAGGAGUCACACAGGAUGAGGGUUAUUUUCGUCGUUUAUAUUAUAGCAGUUCUGGACGUCACCUGGAUGUUCCUGUCCUUCUCUGUUACCCCAUAUUUGGCAAAGAAACUUGGCUUUGACACAUUGUGGUUUGGAUAUUUGCAAACUACAGUUGGGGUGAUACAACUGAUUGGAGGUCCCAUGUUUGGAAGAUUUGGGGAUCUGUUUGGAGCACGAGCUGCCUUGUCUUUGGCUUGUGCUGCAACCACAGUCUUCUUUGGGCUUCUGGCCGCGGCAAACCAUCCCUUCAUGCUUUUUGUCCAUAAACUACCGACGGUCUUCAUGCACGUCAUACCUGCAUGUCAGAUGGUGGUUACAGACCUCUCAGAGCCUGAUAAACGAGCCGACGCUCUUUCCAAACUGGGUCUGUGUUUUGGAAUCGGGAUGGUCGUUGGCUCCACAUUAGGGGGACACCUAAGCACACACUAUGGGGAGACGUUUGCCGCCUGUGUUGGUGCUGCAGGUAGUGCCUUCAGUUUGAUCCUCGUUUUAUGCUUCAUCCCAAAGUCUACCAAAUCUGAGGCCUCUAGAAGCAGCUCCAAAUCUGAGAACAAAAACCAGAAGGUAUUCAAUGUGGGUGAGAUCAUAAGGCUGAUGAAGUUUCCUGGAGUGAUGAGAAUCUUCCUUAUCAAAAUCAUCACAGGUUUGCCAUCAGGUAUAUUUCAGGUGAUGUUUUCCGUCAUUGUUAUGGACUUCUUUAAGCUGGAGGCUCAACAGAAUGGCUACCUGAUGGCCUACUUUGGCAUUGUUCAAAUGGUUGUUCAGGGAGGAGUGAUCGGUAGACUCACAUCCAGAUUUCCUGAAAAAUCCCUUCUUCUUUUAUCCAUUGGUAUUACUGGAUCUGUGGGACUGGCUCAGGCUUAUAUGCAGACUGUGUUGCAUCUCUGCAUCACCGUCACACCUUGGGUCUUUUCUCUCAGCUUGUUUAGCGUUAUCACCGACACCAUGCUCACUAAAAGUGUCCCUCCCUCUGAUACAGGGACGAUGCUGGGACUGUGUGCAUCUGUCCAGUCCCUGAUUCGGACCAUCGGACCGACUAUCGGUGGUUUCCUGUACAUGAACUACGGCCUCCCCUCUAUAGGGCUACUUGAGUUUUUUGUGAACCUUGUUGUGUUUGUGUAUCUGCUGUACCGACAACUCAAGAAGGCAGAAAAACAUAAAGAAUGAAUUUGCCAUUCACUCUUUCAAUGUUUUAUAUUUUAAGAACAAAGAACCAGAGGCAAAAAGAAGAACAUUGCUGUUUAGUCGUAGAAACAGCAGUUUAAUGUUAUGCUGUAAUUCUCCAUUCAAGCCAGACAAGUUUUAAAUCCAUGACUCUGUUGUUCAGGUAGAAUCCAGUAGAUGGCAGUAAAAUAUCCAAGUAAUUGUACAAGUUUCAGUUUGAGGUUUUCAUUUUCAAGGCCUCCCCUGAGAAUGUUUUAAAUCAUGAUAUUUGAAGUAAUUAAAGACAUCCCAGAUUUGUAUUUUUUGUAGAUUUCAAAAAAUGGCUUAUACUGUUAUGUAAUGGAUCUAUUAAAAUCAAAUUUUAAAGCAUUUAUUAAUUAAAGGCAGUAUUUUGAUAAACAGCUAUUACUGCAGCCUGCAUUUGCUCUACAAGAACAUCUGUUUCUAGCAAAUGCAUGCUUUAAAAUCACCUUUUAAACACUUAUGCAGCAUAGUCGUACUCAUCUUUAUGUGUUCUGGAAAAUGAAAGACUUUUAUAAUUUUAAAUUUGAAGAUCAAGUUAAUCUUGUAAACAACAACGCACAUAAAGUUAUUAUAGUUUUUUAUAAUCUCUCUUUGUUGUAAUACUAGUGUUUUCCUCAUCUGUUAAAUUUCAUUUGUGUGUGUUUUUUUUUUUUUUAUAAACUAUGUUAAAAGAUGUUAAAUGAAUUGCAGUACCUCAUGAUUACACCAGGGGGCAAACUUCUU